AGUAAGGAUAACGUUUGUCGAAACGGCUUUAAUUAACCGCGUCGCUCAACACAUGCGCUCCGAUCGAGCGCUCGAUUCUCGCCGUGGUUCGCGGAGCGACCGCGGGGCGGCGCUGUUGGCGGCGUGGCUGGUGGCGCUAGUUGUCAAUGGCGCCGGUUGAUAGCGGGAUCGUUGUUAGUCACAGCGGGACCACGUACGGUGGCGGUUGUGGAGUUAGAAUCGUCAACGGCAAGGCAGACAAAAGGAGAGAAACGGGGCGAUCGCCGAGUGGACAUCGAGGGGAGGAUUGGAACAGCCGAGUGCCAAGAGGAGGGUGACAGAACACGAGCCGAACGAGCGUUCCGGCGUAUGGUGUAAACGCGCUCGCGUCCUGGCAAGUAAACGCGUAAAGUCCUCCCGUUGCCGUCGUUGAGUCGUCGUCGUCGUCGUCGCCGCCACCAUCGUUUCUCGAACGUGCGCUAUAAUUCGGUACGUGGGCUCCCCGAGAACUUGUGCGCGCGCGCGCGUGCGUGUGUUCCUCGCGUGUGUUUUCGUCGUCGCGUUGAGUGCGGUAGCCCGAGGAAGGUGGACGGUAAACGUCCGGUUGCCGUCGCUUGGUUCCGUUUCCGUUUUUGUGUUUUUAACGUCGUGCCUCCGCGCUGUGCACGGCGAAGAGACGUGCUGCUGCCAAGCAACGCGUAGUGCAUCCAACUGCGGAGAGAUAGAUAAAGAGAGAGAGAGAGAUAGGAGUGCCAGUUGGAACAAAAGGAAGAGGAGGAGGAGGAGGAGGAGGAGGAGCGGAGGAGGAGGAUACGGUGGAGGUGAAAGGGGGGGGGAGGCGGUGGUGCGGAACGACGGAUUUGUUUUCUUGCACAACGGUGGAGCAAAACGGCCUCAAACUGUGGGGCUCUGGGGCGUUUUUCCUUCCUCCGCAAGGGAUGUACUACCCUGUAAGUACCUUGUCUGCUGAUCUACCGAUAAUGCCGAAUAACCAUAUGGUGCAGACAGGGAUGGCUGCGCCCUAUGGUGGGGGUGUCUUCCCUCCUCCGGUAAACGGGGUCGCGGGUGUCGUGGGGGCGGCCGGUGCAGCCGGUGACGUUAAGCCACCACCACCAGUGACGGUGAAGGAGGAGAAUGCCGGUGCGCCCCAGCAACCACCCCCGACCGGCGGGCCCCAGGUGCCGCCUGCGGCGGGGAACGGGGUCGAUCAACAGGCCAUCUCGGAGGUAUUUCAGGCUGCAGUAGUAGCAGCGGCAGCUGCGGGCGGUGGAAGUGAGACCAACCCUGAAGGCGGAGUGGAGGCUACUGCGUUGGUACCUGUCACGUCAGGCGCGACGACACCUGCGACAGCGACACAAGGCACCGACCUCAAAGGUCAACCAAAACGCUUGCACGUCAGCAACAUACCUUUUCGUUUCCGAGACCCUGACCUCAGGGCAAUGUUCGGGCAAUUUGGGCCAAUCCUUGACGUGGAAAUUAUAUUUAACGAAAGGGGAAGUAAGGGAUUCGGUUUUGUAACAUUCGCAAAUAGUGCUGACGCGGACCGGGCACGUGAGAGGCUACACGGCACCGUGGUUGAGGGCAGAAAGAUUGAGGUGAACAACGCAACAGCGAGGGUACAGACGAAAAAACCGCCGACGGUUUCGAACGUGUGCGUACAGUGGCCCGAGGCUGCGGCACUUAGAGGAGUUGCCAUACAACGUGGCCGAGUAGGAGCAGCGAGGGCGACUUUCCCAACCAGCGCGGCCGCCUUGGCACUGGCCAGGAAUCCGGGGCAACUUGCAGCUGCAGCUGCGGCUACGGCCCUACAUCCCUUCGCACCCGCCGUUUACUACGACCCUUUCUUCGCGGCUCACGCAGCGACGCAGGAUUCCAACUACAGGUUGCAGCUGGAAUGGCCUCAAGCAACAGCUGACGCCGCGGCAGCGGCAGCCGCAGCCUCACCGUUGUUGAAGACACCACUAUCAACGGCACAGCAGGCUACGUACGCAGCUGCAGCAACCUACACGGCGGUGGCUGCGCGCGCAUACGGCGCAGCUGCAGCUGCGGCACAACCGGUCGCAGGAUAUGCCGCAGUCGCGGGCUACGGGCGUGAAUACGCCGAUCCCUACCUCGGACAUGGCAUCGGACCUGUGGCGGGUUACGGGGCAACUGUAUACAGAGGUGGCUACAAUAGGUUCACGCCGUACUAAAUGGAUCAUUAGUAGAACCCAAGAGCCUUCCAAGUUAUACUCAGCAGAACAUGACCAGACACGAGUCGACACAAUCAUCAUCACCGUCAUUUUUGUCAUCGAGAUCACCCACGACGAGCCUGGACCUUCCCACGCAUGCUGAUUCGCUGGUUUUACCUUCCAACUUUUUGUGACUCAACGUCAUCGUGAAGAUGCGAAAUCCUCGAUACAGAAAUCGAAACAGAACUGUUAUUAACGUGAAAAGCAUCGUCGUGCUUUUCUACGUCAAAUCUUUAAAUAGUACCUUCGAAAAUAUGUAAGCGAUAAUUGAAAUAAGCGAGAAAAAUCUGUCUGUAAAAAUGCAACAGCAGCGUCGAGGUCGGCGCAUCAAAGUAUCGAGUCGUGUUCGGCCGGAAAUCGCCUUUAAAAUUGCCUCUAAAGUCACUCCCCUGCCAGCAGCUAUUCGCAGGGGGGAGUCUUCUACUUGAUUCCGUUUCCAUCUGAUCAAUUUUUGGUCCAAGUAAAUUUUACUGAAUUCCAAAUAUCAAAAUUGAUAUAAAACUAAUGGUAACUACUUCUCACGCUUUCGAAUUUUACUCUGCACAAAAUUAUUUUCGAUAAUACCAUCACGUUUCUCUAUACUUGUCAUAUAUUCUUCUUUAAUACGAUAUCAAGCGUUUUAAUCUUGCGAACAAUUUUAUGAGUCACUAAAUGGAAUAUAAUAGUAGUUAUAUUUCUUUCUCUCUCUCUUGUUUAUAGUUUCUAUAAAACGCAUUCAUGUUGUGAUAUUAUGUCCGAUACGAUGCAUGAUUCAUGCAGGUUUGCCUAUUUACUGAAAUACUUGUAAUAUAGCUGUAUAUUUGUUGUAAUUAUUUCUAUUUAAGUCAACGUUGCACAUUACGGUUUGCAUUCAUAGUCUAAAUUAGCAGAUAAUGUUAAUAAUUCGAAAGGGCUGCCGAAUCGCGCGCGCGAAGAAGCCCUAAACAAUUCGCACAAAUAUCAUAGGACAGUUUUACGCACAUGAUUUAUUUAGAUGAAAAUAAAAUAAGCAAAUGCGCAAUUAUUGAAUCAUUACUGAAAAAUGAUAUAAUAUACUUUGCUACAGUAUAAAAUAUAAUUUCUCUGCGAGAGAAAUUAUAUUUUAUACUGUAUCAUUGACGAAUGGCAGCGAGGCAUUGACGAUUUCAGUCGACACGAACCGACACAAGGUGAUCCGAAAAAGCGAGAUCUUUAGGUAGCUAGUUUAAAAAAAAAAAAGAAAAACGACCUAGAAAGAAAUAAAGGCAUCCAUGUGACCGGUAGGGUUUCUAUGCCAAAUAUGUGUGUAUGCGCUUUCGCGCGCGUGUGUAUGCGUAGGUUUGCGAACCAAAACUGUUCUCAGUAAACUUAAAAGUAGCGGAAAUGGAAGAAGACAGGGACAAGAACCGCUUAGCUGACCGCAUAUAUGAAACAGUAUACCGGAUUUUAAUUGCACAGAGUCUAAUCGAAUUGAUUUUUUUAAUUACAAUAGCGCACUUGAUUUCCAUUUGUCUCCUACAAUUCAAUCAAUGUCUCGUUCCUGAAAUCUUAUUCUGAAAAAUUUCAACUAUCUCAUGUCUAAUUAUUUUUAUAAUUUUGUCAUAACAUGAAUUGAAUGCAUCGUGUAUCAAAUAAUAAUAGAAGGAUCCGCAAAAGAAAGACUGCAAAAAGAGAUCCGUUUUAAUUUUUAUUCUUUGGAACUGAAUUUGAGACCUGUAGACUCAGACAAUGCCACAUUAUGUUGUUAUUCGAAAAGUUCCGCACAGCAAUUUUACGUAUCCUUUCACGUAUCAUGUAAGAAUAGAAUGGCAAAUACGGUCAUAUUGUCUUAUCAAUGCCUCUUCCCUCUUUUCCGAGAAAAAUCCGAUAUCGAGUUUGAUAAUCCCCCUCCCCCCUCCUCUCCCCUUAGUAUGUACUACUUAUUUAUUUAGUUAAGUGACUGAACGGACAUGACAAUUUUCUUUUUUUAUCUACAGUAAACAUUAAACAGAGUCCACCUCAUAAUCGCUAAGCGCAGAAUCUCAACGCCAAUGAACGAGAACAUAGUUAUAGUACAUAAACAAAGAUAGACUUGUAGAAUAUGUUUCUUGGUGUGAACCGAUCUUGUAGGGAGUAUCAUGAAUGCACUAUACGCACGAAGCUCUAUCCGCUACGCUAAAAGGAAAGAAGAUCCGUUCGCUCAGGUCACUAUUAACCGGCAAAAAUCAAUAUUGUACAAACAUCUCUAGCAUGGACGUUGCAUACUUAGCAGGUCGUUUCGGUUCCUCGAUGUCGAAGUAACGCGCGUGCGUGCUUGUAAAACGAACUCGUCUUCAUGUCACAAAGGAUGAUUAGGUCCAGCUAAAUGAAAUGUCGACCCAGUUGUAACGAAAUACAUCGAGUAAUCGAAAACGCCGAUACGGAUAGACAUUCAAUAACGUGAAACCACCACUUUUUUUUUCUUUUUCUUUUUCGAAUUUUUUUAGUUGCGAUAUACGGUAAAUGAUUGUAUCUUGAUGUAACCUGUGUAUUAGGUAAUUUUUGUAUUUACAUUUAAGGUUUUUUUAGAAAUUUUUUGUUGAACACACGUGUCUUUUUAUAUAAAUAUAUUUUUCGUUCUCUUGGGGAAUUGUUAGUUUAUUUAUAGACUAUUAUUUUUAUGAUCAAUCGCUGUUUAUCUCGGUUUCUAUUCAAAUCGGCGUUCUCGGUCACUAGAUUUUUUUCUUGUGACACUGCUUCCUGAUCGAGUAGAUAUACCGGUGCGCUAUAUAGAAAGUAAAAGAUGCUCUAUUUGAGAGUAAUGCGAAAUGGAAAAAAUGGUACGCACAUUGAGUCGAAUGAGUGAUAUCUCUGUUAAAUUAAUAGUUAAGCGAGGAUUUAUCGUAUGUAUUAUACGUAAGAGUAUAAGAUACAUUGCGCCACGAUACAAGAAUAAGAAGGCGUGUAAUGCGAACUGAUACAACUGAAAAGCGGAGAGUAAAAAAGAAAAGAAAAAGGAGGAAGGCAAGAGCAAGAAAAUAAGCAGUGUGAAAUAGCCAAAUAUGACAAAGAUGUUUUAGAAAGUACGGCAAGUAGUUUGGCCGUCGUUACGUUUUAAUCUAAUCUUCAACUAGGAUUAUAGGUUAAGCUCUAGAACUCGAGGACGCUCGAGGCAGGAUGACAAUUUUCUCUUUUUUUUUCCUCUCGCGAACGUCGUGUACAUGUACAUAGAUCAACAUAGAUUUUUCGAGCACAAAGAUCGUGGAGGAGCGUGCCGAGGAACACACUAUAAUUUAGAAAGUACUUUAAACGAGCAAGCAGAAGAAGCCCACUCAGACAUACUCAUGAUUCUCGUAACGUUAAAUUAAUGAACGUAGAUUAAUUAAUUGAUUACACAGUAAAUACGUAAAAAUCGGGACGGAUUUUGAUUUAGGGGAACGUGAUGUGCGUGCUCGUCAUACGUGAUGGUUGUCGAAUUGAGGGUCGCAAAAAUCGUCGGUUUCUCAUUAGAUGCACACAUCCCCUUCCGCGUAAAAGA
This is a messenger RNA of Acromyrmex echinatior (Panamanian leafcutter ant), 5664 nucleotides long. Its product is annotated as RNA-binding Fox protein 1. Gene Ontology annotation, molecular function: mRNA binding. Gene Ontology annotation, cellular component: cytoplasm; nucleus. Lineage: Eukaryota; Metazoa; Arthropoda; Insecta; Hymenoptera; Formicidae. The record is from RefSeq and is a predicted model, not a curated record. Gene Ontology annotation, biological process: nervous system development; regulation of alternative mRNA splicing, via spliceosome.